Molecule: messenger RNA, 1057 nt
Organism: Teleopsis dalmanni
Lineage: Eukaryota; Metazoa; Arthropoda; Insecta; Diptera; Diopsidae
Exons: 3
Coding region: 626-1057 (143 amino acids)
Source: RefSeq, a predicted model, not a curated record
AAUGUUAUAAUAAAAUGGCAUGAGUUUCCUUGCUUCUUCUUCCUGUCUUUGUUUUAGAAAGCAACAGCUGCAGGUGUCUGGCCCAGAUAUAGCAUUUUCACUUGACCAUGCACAAUCUUCAUAAUACUUUUAAAUUAUUGAUUGUCUGUAUAGAACAUAUUGAAUGAUGGAAUAAGGUUGUGUUUAAUGACGGAUCUUCAUAUGAAUCCAGUAGUGAUGUUGGAUCUUCUUCAGAGCGUUAAUAAUUUUAUAAAAUGGUCCAACAAGAGUGAAUUCUUUUCCACUAAGCACAUAAGCAAUUUGCUGGCUCUCCGCAAUGACAUCAUUGCCUCAGAUUUAAUAAAACCAAAAAAGCAAACAAAUAUAACUGAGAAUAUGUCACGGAAAUAUUGGUUUUAAACUUGCCGAAUGUGCCGUCUGCGUCUCCAUUAAUUUUGGUUAAUUUUGUUGGCUUGAAACAUUAUCGCAAUUAUUUUUACUUUUUUUGAUACAAAGGUUUCUUUAAUACACUACAUUUUUAUUUAAAAAAAUAUAAUAUGUACAUGUAGUGUAAUUGAAGUUUUCUGCAAAUUUCCAACUAUAAAUUCAGUGGUUUGAAGAAAUAAAAACAUUCAAUCAAAAAACAAUGGAGCAAUAUACGAUUAAGGACGACUUUCAUUAUUUCACCAUCUCUGAAGAUGAUUCUGAAGACGAAGCAAAGCAUAUUGUAAAAACUAAUAUUUGGAGGGAGAAACUUUGUCAACGAAAUUUUGAACAACAGUUGAACAGAUCGUAUACAGAGGGAGCAAAUAAUAGUAAUGAUGAUCAUAAUGAUGACGCUAAUGAAAUCAAUGUACAAAUAAUCUACAACACUGAUAUUGACACAACACUUUAUCCAAUCAUGGAGGAAUCUGAUGACGAUAUUCAUAAACAAAAAGAAAGUAACAAUAUCUUCACUAAUAAUAGAUUUCACCCUCUUUCUUUUCCUCCUAAGCGAACUCAAAAAAGAAUAAGACUUGAGACACAAGAUUGUCCACAGUUAAAAUGGAGUGAAAGUGACGAAUCACCAACUCAAUAG